This is a messenger RNA of Candoia aspera, 2693 nucleotides long. It is a transcript of the gene RANBP1, whose product is annotated as RAN binding protein 1. Gene Ontology annotation, cellular component: centrosome; cytoplasm; nuclear pore. Bases 133 to 762 code for a protein of 209 amino acids. Gene Ontology annotation, molecular function: GTPase activator activity. The record is from RefSeq and is a predicted model, not a curated record. The transcript has 6 exons. Gene Ontology annotation, biological process: positive regulation of mitotic centrosome separation; nucleocytoplasmic transport. Lineage: Eukaryota; Metazoa; Chordata; Lepidosauria; Squamata; Candoiidae.
GGGUCAAGGCGGCGCGACGCAGGGACCGAGCUCGCGGCGGCGCCGGCGGCGGGAGCGGGCAGCGGAGGCGGGAAGCCGCGAGGCGACGGGGAGCGGGUCCGACGGCGAAGCAGGAGCCGCGCCAGCCUCACCAUGGCCGAGACGAAGGAUGCCCAUGAGGAGCAUGACUCAGCCACUGACAAUGCAGAUGAUUCUAACCACGAUCCACAGUUUGAGCCCAUAGUUUCUCUUCCUGAGCAAGAGAUCAAAACUCUCGAAGAAGAUGAGGAAGAACUCUUCAAGAUGCGGGCAAAGCUUUUCCGAUUUGCAUCAGAAAAUGACCUUCCAGAAUGGAAAGAACGUGGCACCGGUGAUGUAAAACUCCUGAAGCACAAAGAAAAGGGGACCAUUCGCCUCUUAAUGAGGAGAGAUAAAACUCUAAAAAUCUGUGCUAAUCAUUACAUUACACCUUUAAUGGAGUUGAAGCCCAACGCCGGCAGUGACAGGGCCUGGGUGUGGAAUACACACGCCGAUUUUGCAGAUGAGAGUCCUAAACCAGAACUUCUGGCAAUUCGUUUUUUAAAUGCAGAAAACGCACAGAAAUUCAAAGCAAAAUUUGAAGAAUGUAAGAGUGAAGUUGAUAAAAAGGGAAAGAAAGCAGCAACAGACAAAAACGAUAGCGCUGAUAAAAUUGCCGAAAAGCUAGAAGACCUUUCUGUAAAGGAAGAGAGCAAAGAGUUGGAGAAGAAAGAAGUCAAGGAAAAAACUGAAGAAAAGCAAUAAAUCAUUUUGGGCCUUGUGUUUUUCUUUUUUCUUAUUUUUUUUUUUCCUUAAUUUUUACAAGGAACUUUAUAAAGAACUGUAUUCUGAUGUUCAAUUUUUUUUUUUUUUUUCCUAAGCUUUUGCCCUUUUGGAAGAGUUCUUUGGAAAAAAAUUUCCAUUCCCCAGUCAUGAAAAUGUACUGUGCUAAACUUCCUUUUCCAUAGUGGAAAUACUUAUUUAUGGUCAUCCGGGAGAGUGAAUAAAUAAAGCUUUGGAAAUGGUAUGAAAAGGACAGGGUUUUCUGUACACUUCAGAUGUGUGGCUGCCGUUGUUACCUUGGGCUAUAUGUUUGGGUGCGUAUUUUAGGUGAGGUAUAGCGUAGUUGAAUUAUACCAAUAGACAAAGUGAGCGUAAUGAACACGUUUCUCAUGCACUGUGGCUGAACGUUGUGAUGGCUGGAAUGAGAAAUUUUAUGCUAAGGUUCCUUGUUUUUGUGACGGGUUUGAGUGACCUUGAGUGUUCUCGUGCAGAUUUAUUAACGAAAAUGGCAUGUCCCUUAGAAUCUAACGUCACCCCACAACGGCCUGUUACGUAUUUCAAAAUACCGUGGUUCCUUUUGGUCCAUUGUGCCGAUGCAGCAAGGCAGAACAUAUGUUUUCAGUUGCGACAGGAGGUGUGAGAUGUCCAGUGAUGCGAUUUUUAAAAAGCCUUUCUCUGCAGAGCAGAAACCUCACCUGCAAGCAAAUCAUUACAGGCCCUUCUGUGUAGAUGGGACGAAGGUCCAGUUUUUCUGUCUGGCUGUCUUUAAAAUUUUCAGUAUAAACGCGCCAUUUAGGUAUUAAGACAUGUAAUACGUUUUCUGUUACUUUGCUGUCUUGAUUAUAGCAUUUUCAUAGUGCUUUGUGGGGAAAUGGGGGGGGGGAGAAAUCACCAUUUUUAAGAUAACUUUUGGUUGUGAGAAAAUCACGUGUCUUGACACCACCCGAGAAAAAGCACUGAUGUUUGGAUUUGCGUCCAUUCGUUGAGGGCGUGGUUCACUCGUCUAACAAUAAACUUUUGGGUAGCAAUUAAUUGCCACUGAUAUACUUGAAAGAGAUAUCCUAUUAACAUUCACAGCACAGGUCAUACUUAGUCUUCACCAGAGAGACCAAAAAUGUUCGUAAUGGUGAGCUCCUGCAGCCAUAUGCACCGAUUAUGCUCACCCAACAGCGUAUAUUGUCACUUUGCAGUUCUCAUGGCAAAAUGGAUUAUAAGUGGUCCUCAGAAAUGGAGGGAAAAGAGAGGAUUUUACACAUAACUCAGCCUUUCUCAGUGUGCAGCCUGUCUUAGUACAAGUCCCUCUUUGGUCCAUUUCUCUUGACUAUACAAUCCUCCCCAAAUGUAAUACAGGUUAUCUGUCAUGCAUAUAAGCUGAGAAUGCCUGAUGCAGUAUCUUUAAAGAUCCAAGUUCCCCAUGUCAGCCUAUAUUGUUAGAUUGAGAGUGUAGCUAUAAAACAUUCCUUUUCCUCUUGCUUGAAACGGUAUGCACAGUGGGCUUUUUUCCUUUUUUUAAAAUUAAAAGCUUUCCUUGUUCAAUGAAACAGCAGAACUGUCAUGUAAUACAUUUUGAACUCAUCCUUGACCUUUUUUCUGGAAUUUUAAAGUGUUUCCUUGAUUCUCAUUCUCUCUCUGUCUCUCUCCAAUCAUCAUUACAUUUUUAUGGAUGUAUUUGUUCCUUCCUGUGGUGUUUUUUGCAUUGCUGUAGUUUGAGUAAGGCAAGACUGCGAGGGUAGGGAGAUGCAGAAAUACCUCAGCUGGUCCCAAGGACUUGUCAGUGUAUUCAACAUUAAGGUAAAAGGGCAUUGAACUCUAUUUGCAGAUUAAAGUCACUAUAAAUGGAUUCUGGUUUAAGUUGUCAAAAAGAGGCACUGUUCACCGAGCUAACUUUGAAAUAAAUUUAAACUUCAUCCUUA